Molecule: messenger RNA, 1593 nt
Organism: Malurus melanocephalus (red-backed fairy wren)
Lineage: Eukaryota; Metazoa; Chordata; Aves; Passeriformes; Maluridae
Gene: INO80C
Product: INO80 complex subunit C
Exons: 5
Coding region: 80-637 (185 amino acids)
Biological process (GO): chromatin remodeling
Cellular component (GO): Ino80 complex
Source: RefSeq, a predicted model, not a curated record
UURCGCAUGCGCGGCCACAGCGCCGCCACUGCGGCCGGGGAGGGGGAGCGGUCCCUGCCCGGGCCCGGAGCGGGGCCGCAUGGCRAGCCUGGUCCCCGCCGCCGCCUCAUCUCCCGCCGGCGCUACGUCCCGCAGCAAGAAGCGUCCGGCSAGCCCGGGCACCGGCGGCGGCCCUGCCAAGAAAAAGAAGGCGACGGCGCCUGGCGGYUCGCAGAGUGCAGGUGGAGAGGCUGUGAAUGAAAAUAAAUUUCUGAACACGGACUCCAGCACAGGAUCAGUGGAAACUACUGCCAAGCCAUUACCAUUUAAAGAUCCAAACUUCAUCCACUCCGGCAUUGGUGGAGCAGCAGCUGGCAAGAAGAACAGAACUUGGAAGAACCUAAAACAAAUUCUUGCUUCAGAAAGGGCAUUGCCAUGGCAACUAAAUGAUCCUAGCUAUUUUAAUAUUGAUGCUCCUCCUUCCUUUAAGCCUGCCAAGAAAUAUUCAGACAUUUCAGGACUUCCAGCAAAUUACACAGAUCCACAGAGCAAGCUAAGGUUUAGUACUAUCGAAGAAUUUGCCUAUAUUCGGAUGCUCCCUUCAGAUGUGGUUACUGGAUACCUGGCUCUAAGAAAAGCAACAAGUAUUGUUUCCUGAAGAGACUAAAUAUUGUUCUACGUAUUGCAUAUGAAUAGUGCUCAUUUGGAGUAUCAUAAUGGAAACUGACUGUGRGACUGAGGUUCUCUUAAACUAUCCAUGGAUUUUUACAUCUGGAAGWAGUUGACAAUACAUGCAUUUGAAGAACAUGUGGAUUUAAUUUUCAUAAAUGCUGAUAUUUGUUAGUUUGCCAAUUUGUUAGCAAUUUGGUUUGGUGAACAGAAUAACUUAGACCUUAAGGAUAUGUAUCUGUACCAUAAUGUCUCAUUUAUGUUAAUUUCUGUAAAGACAGGAUUUCAUCUCCACCCUGUAUAUUUUAURUAGUACCCUGACUCAGAAGAAACUGUCAUUUGAAUUAAGGAAAAGGUAACAAGAUAUCCAGAUGUCUAAACCUGCCUUACCAGAUGUGCUUGCCUCUUGGCUAUGAAGCUUGUCCUGUCUGUAAAACGAAGCUAAAAUAUCCAGCAAGUGAUGCUAUUGCAAUGACUUUUUAGGGUUCUGUGGUGCUGUGAAAAUGAAGACCUYCACACAAAUGUUUGUAUUGAAAUAACUGCCAACAAAAAUAAAGUUGGACUCAAACUUGCUUGUAAAAUAUCCUCAUGAGUAUGUGUAACAGGAUCCAAUCAAAUCACCAGGUAACUCUUAAUCAUGACAUUUUGCAGUUUUUGAGUGCUUCAUUUCACAACCUGACUAUUCUUCUACCUUUUCUAGUUAUUACAACAUUUGUACUAAUUAUAUGAAAAAGGUACUAAUUUCCCAGAUGUUUAAAAAGGAUCCUAAGAAGCAGGAGUUCCACUGUCCUUUGGCAUUCUGACACACAGAUGGCUCUCAGCAAGGCAAGACCUUCUACAUUAGAACACUGAACUUARCACCCUGAGACACCAAAAGAAUAAYUGAGAGCAACUGAACACUGUCACUUUAGAAGAAGGAGACUGGAAGAGAGUUUGAACUUCGCU